Penicillium odoratum is the source of this 2298-nucleotide messenger RNA. RefSeq names its product flavodoxin and radical SAM domain protein. The transcript is spliced from 2 exons. Bases 1 to 2298 code for a protein of 765 amino acids. The record is from RefSeq and is a predicted model, not a curated record. Gene Ontology annotation, biological process: wybutosine biosynthetic process. NCBI's taxonomy places the organism in Eukaryota, Fungi, Ascomycota, Eurotiomycetes, Eurotiales, Aspergillaceae. Gene Ontology annotation, molecular function: 4 iron, 4 sulfur cluster binding; FMN binding; catalytic activity.
AUGGCCGACGGCCUCGUCGCCGCGUGGCAUGCCUACCGGCUUCCUAUCCUCAUCGCACUCUCGGCAUUUUUCUUCGCUAUCCGUGCCUAUCGCACAUUUUCGAGAUCCAAGACCCCGGCCUCGGCCUCCGUGCCGUCUUCCCCACGCAGCAAGUCACCCGAGAAACUCGAGAAACUCAACCCCGCAACAGAGAAGCAACAUGAACCUGUCUCAGAGGUCAAAAAUGCCAAACCCGUCCAGAAGCAAGCCACAGCUAAACCUUCCGGUCCCAAGCGUGUCCAGGGCAAGAAGCCCGCAAAGACAAUCGGUCGCCGUGAUUCCAACGAGGAGCCCCAGCUAUUCACCCAUAUCCAACCGAUCAUUUUCUUUGCUUCUUUGACUACAAACACCGAACGGUAUGCGAAUAUUCUUUUGGAGGAUUUGCGCGUCGCUGCUCAGGAGCGAUCCAAGCAGGCGAACUCGGAACGGGGUCUUUUACCCCCACAGAUCCAUGACAUCUCGUACAUUGAUUUCGACGACUUUUUUGUCUCCGCUCCGAAACCACCUUCAACCUCUCCCGGAACUCGCUACGUUUACUGCAUCUUGGUCCCGACCUACAACAUUGACACAGUUUUGAGCACCUUCUUGGGUGACCUGGAAGAAACACACAAUGAUUUCCGAAUUGACACUGGAUCGCUGCAUCAAUUGGCAGGCUACUCGGUCUUUGGAUUUGGUGACAAGGAAGAAUGGCCGACGGAGGAGGAAGGUUUCUGCACACAGGCUAAGGAAAUUGAUCGAUGGAUGUCCAAACUCACAGGCCGCAAGCGGGCGUACCCUCUGGGUAUGGGUGAUGUCAAGAGCGAUGUCGACGCAUCUUUGAAAGAGUGGUCUCGGGGACUCCAGGAGACCUUCUCGGAUAUCUUGGAGAACGGCGGCUUGGGUGAAGGUGUUGUCGGUAGUGGUGAUGCCGUGGAGAGUGACGAAGAGGACGUUGACGAGGAUGACGACAAAGAAAAGAAAACAUCAAUGGUGGAUCUCGAGGAUAUCAAGAUGGGUGGUGACUCCGCGCCUCUGCCCGUUGAUUUCACCACUGUGGGCAAAGUUAUAUCUUCCGAGGCCAGUGCCAAGGAGAUGGUCCCCAAGACCUCGCCAACCUACGCCUCUUUGACGAAACAAGGUUACACGAUUGUGGGUUCGCACUCUGGAGUCAAGAUCUGCCGAUGGACCAAGUCAGCGCUACGAGGACGGGGCUCCUGCUACAAGUUCUCUUUCUAUGGUAUCCGAUCACACCUGUGCAUGGAGGCGACACCAUCUCUCUCCUGUAGCAACAAGUGCAUUUUCUGCUGGCGCCACGGUACUAACCCGGUCGGAACGACUUGGCGAUGGAAGGUUGAUGAACCUGAGCUCAUCUUCCAAGGAGUUAAAGAAGGCCACUACAAGAAGAUCAAAAUGAUGAAGGGUGUGCCCGGUGUCCGAGCUGAACGAUUCGCCGAGGCCAUGCGCAUCCGCCACUGUGCCUUGAGUCUGGUCGGUGAGCCGAUUUUCUACCCUCACAUCAACCGCUUUUUGGAAAUGCUUCAUGCAGAGCACAUCUCUAGUUUCAUGGUCUGUAACGCCCAGCAUCCCGACCAGCUUGAGAACCUGCACCGCGUCACUCAGCUGUACGUCUCCAUUGACGCGAGCAACCGUGAGAGUCUGCGCAAGAUUGAUCGCCCAUUGCACCGUGAUUUCUGGGAGCGAUUCCAGCGUUGUCUCGAUAUUCUACGAGAAAAGCGACACGUCCAACGAACCGUUUUCAGAUUGACCUUGGUCAAGGGCUUCAACGUUGACGACGAGGUGAUCGGAUACGCAGACCUGGUUGAAAAGGCUUUGCCAUGUCUGAUCGAGGUCAAGGGCGUCACAUACUGUGGAACCAGCACGAGCGCCGGCGCCGGCUUGACCAUGCAGAACGUGCCAUUCUAUGAAGAGAUCCAAACUUUUGUUAUCGCUCUUGAUGCAGAGCUCGAACGUCGCGGUCUCGGAUACGGUCUUGCUGCAGAGCAUGCCCACAGUUGUUGUGUGCUGCUAGCCUCCAACCGUUUCCAUGUGAAUGGUAAAUGGCACACUCGAAUCGACUAUCCUCGAUUCUUCGAGUUGUUGGAAAAAGAGAAGGCCGACGGAACCUCUUUCACCCCGGAGGAUUAUAUGCAAGAGACCGAGGAGUGGGCCCUCUGGGGUAAUGGUGGAUUUAACCCCGAGGAUGAGCGCGUGCAUCGCAAGGGUAAGAACAGAGAUAGAGCCAUUGAGGCUGCUCCUGCUGAGGAUGUUUCGACGUCAUGA